AUGGAGCCCGAGCCCCCGCCCCCCGACCCCACCUCGCCGUCCCCGCCGCCGGCGACAGGCCCCACUGCCGCCGCCUCUGAGGGUUCUCCGGCGGGCGGCGACGGCGGGGCGGAGGGCGACGAGGCGGGGGGUUUCAGCGCUGGGCUGGAGCCACUAUGGUCGCUCCUCUUCGGCGACCCAGCGGAGCUGGAGCCAAUGUGGUCGCCGCCGAGGGAGUUCGGUGUCGGCGCGGAAUUCGCCGCCCCGGACCCGGAGGCGGAGGCCGAUGUGGACGACGCGGAAGGGCCCUGGGACGGCGCGCCCUGGAGGUCCACCGGGGUCGUCGCCGGCGAGGUUCACUUGCCCGAUGGGGUCAAGCCGCGAGGAUCACCAGAGAUUGUUGCCAUACACAGCUCCUCUACCGAUGUUGUGGUGGCUUUACCGGUGGUGAGUAAAAGGUCCUUGAAGAAUAAAGUAGUGUCGUCUUCUCCAAGGAAGACUAGAUCAUCCUCAAAGGUGGUGGUGAAUUCCAACAGGGUAUCAGCUGUUUCGCCAGUGAUGAAUUGUGUGCCUGCUGUGCAUAAAGCCAGUUCUAGUAUACCUCCUAGGAAGCAUAAGCUUGCUUCUGAGAAGUGCUUGCCCAAUUUGGAGAGAGUGGAUGCUGUGUUACACAACUCUGGAUUAAUGAGUGCUAACAAAGCGAUCCAUGGGACGCCCCUAGAGGUAGAGGCAGCAUCAUCUCAACCUCCAAAGGCAAAGCAGCCCAGGAUAUCCUUAGGGAAAUGUUCAUUGAGUUUGAAGAGGGCAGAGAACAGUAGUAGCUCAAUCUGUGAACUACCAAUGAUCACAGUGACCUCAGCUCCAGAGAAUAAACCAUUGGAUACUCACUGUACUGAUUCUGAAAUGGUGGAUAGCAUGGAUGGUUCCUAUUUCUUUGUGGGUGAUGCAGUGCCUGAUGAGGAGGCUCAGAAGAGAUGGCCGCACCGCUACCGGAGCAAUCAUUGCCUUCUGAAGAAGGAUAAGAGGAGCAAUACCCAAACAGUUUCCAAUGCUGGCAAGGCUGUCUUGGAUGUCAAAUGCCACUAUUUGGAAGCUAGUAUUGGGGAUUGCGCAUUUAUUAAGUGGUUUUUCAGAGCUGAAGACACAGUCAUGGAAGACCAAGCACAGUCUCAUGACCCAAGGAGGCUCUUUUACUCAGAUCUGAAGGAUGACAAUUUACUAGACUGCAUUGUUUCUAAAGUUAACAUUGUGCCAGUUUCUCCAAGUAUAAAUGAAAAGUCUCGGUCAAUUCCUUCAUUCCACUAUUACUAUGACAUGAAGUACUCUCUGGACUAUAGUACAUUUUCUACCAUGGAAAUGGGAGAUCCAAAUGACACGGUACAUUCACAUUACACUAGUAGCAACAAUGCAAAAAGGAUUGAUUUCACUGAAAAGCAGAAGUCUCCCACACCAGAGAUGAGGGAGCUUUACCUGUUAGAUCUGUACUGUGGUUGUGGGGGAAUGUCUACUGGUCUUUGUCUUGGGGCUCGUGGUGGUGGUGUGAAUCUUGUAGCGAGAUGGGCUGUUGAUGGCGAUGAAGUUGCAUGUGAAAGCUUCAGGCUAAAUCAUCCAGAAACUCGGGUCCGCUGGAAAGGUUAUGGCCCUAAUGAUGACACAUGGGAGCCAAUGGAAGGGUUAAAGAACUGCAAAGAUGCAAUUAGGGAUUUUGUUAUUGAAGGGCAUAAGAAAAAGAUCUUACCACUUCCUGGUGAUGUGGAUGUCAUAUGUGGUGGACCACCAUGCCAAGGCAUUAGUGGCUACAACCGCAAUAGGGAAUUUGAUGCACCAUUCAACUGUGAGAGAAAUAAGCAGAUCAUUGUCUUCAUGGAUGUAAUGCAAUUUUUGAAGCCCAAAUACAUUUAUAUGGAAAAUGUCCUUGAUAUACUGAAGUUUGCUGAUGCAACACUUGCAAGAUAUGCUCUAAGUCGGCUAGUUGCUAUGCAUUAUCAAGCAAAACUAGGGAUCAUGGCUGCUGGAUGUUAUGGCCUCCCACAAUUCCGAAUGCGUGUCUUUUUGGUGGGCUGUCAUCCAAAGGAGAAAUUACCCCUGUUUCCUCUGCCUACUCAUGAGGCAAUUGUGAAGAAUGGUUGCCCCUGGCUUUUGAGCAUGCCAAUGCAACUAGAAAAACCAAUUGUUCUCGAAGAUGCUCUAUCUGAUCUUCCAGAAGUGCAGAAUGGAGAAAAACGAGAAGAAAUGCUAUAUGUGAAGGGACCUCAGACGGAAUUCCAAAGAUAUAUUCGGUCAUUUAAUUCUGAAGUGCUUGGAUCCAGAGCUCAUGUCACAAAAGUGUCUAAAUCAAAAUUGUAUGACCAUCGACCAAGGGCACUGGAUGAUGAUAACUACUUAAGAGUACUGCAGAUUCCCAAGAAAAAGGGAGCUAAUUUUAGAGACCUUCCAGGAGUCAUAGUAGGUCCUGACAACAUAGCUAGAUUAGAUCCAACUAAGGAGAGAAUACUAUUGCCAUCUGGUAAUCCUCUGGUGAUUGAUUGUGUCCUAGCCUACGAGAAUGGUAAAUCGUUAAGAUACCGCCAGAUUGGAAAUGCAGUGGCUGUACCUGUUGGUCGUGUACCUGUUGGUCGUGCACUUGGGUAUGCCCUGCCCAUGGCCUAUCUGAACAAGACUGGAGAUGACCCUCUCAUGGUGCUUCCACCCAAGUUUGCAUUGUCUCAUGAUGUACAAGGUCUUUCUAGUGUGAACGGUCUUCAUGGCAGGCCCAUCGGUUGA
Messenger RNA from Miscanthus lutarioriparius, 2742 nucleotides. NCBI's taxonomy places the organism in Eukaryota, Viridiplantae, Streptophyta, Magnoliopsida, Poales, Poaceae. The record is from the annotation of a GenBank genome assembly.